CUUGUGUUUUUCAUUCAUGGUUUUUUCUGGUUUGAUCUAACAAGUUCCAAAGACCCUUUUCAUCAUGGGAAACACUUGUGGGAAACCAGUUGCUCAUGUAUCUUCCUCCAAUUUUGCUGGAAAUAAGAAGCCUGUAAGUAAGUCAAAGCAGUAUUCAAAUUCUUCUGAGAAAAAAGCUGCUUCAGAAUCAAAUUUUGACAAAUCCAUCUCCAAUAAGCUCAAGCCCUUCAGCUUGAAUGAUCUGAAGGAGGCCACGAAGAACUUCCGGCGCGAAAAUUUAAUCGGAGAGGGAGGAUUCGGGCGUGUCUUCAAGGGAUGGAUUGAUGAGAACACAUAUGCUCCCACAAAAGCAGGCAGUGGAAUUGUUGUGGCCAUUAAAAAUCUGAAGCCAGAAAGCUUUCAAGGCCACAAGGAAUGGCUUGCAGAAGUCAAUUACCUAGGACAGCUUCACCAUGAAAAUUUGGUGAAACUUAUUGGUUAUUGCUUGGAAGGUAAAAACAGGCUUCUGGUUUAUGAGUUCAUGCAAAAAGGAAGUUUGGAGAAUCACUUAUUCAGAAAGGGUGUUCAACCUAUGGCCUGGGUUACAAGGGUCAACAUUGCAAUUGGUGUUGCAAGAGGAUUAACAUUCUUACAUUCCCUGGAUGCAAACGUUAUCUUUCGUGAUUUAAAGGCUUCUAAUAUCCUACUUGAUUCAGAUUUCAAUGCAAAGCUUUCGGAUUUUGGCUUGGCAAGAGAUGGUCCUACUGGGGAUAAUACUCAUGUUUCAACCAGAGUUAUUGGAACUCAAGGUUAUGCUGCACCAGAAUAUGUUGCUACCGGUCAUUUGACACCAAGAAGUGAUGUAUACAGCUAUGGUGUAGUCUUGUUAGAGCUACUAACAGGAAGGCGUGCAGUGGAAGAUGAUAGGCCAGGAUUUUCUGAGGAAACUCUGGUGGAUUGGGCAAAGCCAUUCUUGAGUGAUAGUAGAAGAGUUUUGAGAAUAAUGGAUACAAGGUUGGGGGGCCAAUACUCAAAGAAAGGAGCACAAGCUGCAGCUGCACUUGCAUUGCAAUGCCUUAACACUGACCCAAAAUUUAGACCCCCAAUGGUAGAGGUUCUAGCAGCAUUAGAAGGACUUCAAUCCUCAACCACAAUGCCAAGGACACCAAAAUCUGAGGGUCAUGCAAUUAAGCAUUCUGGUGGCCAUUCACAAAAGUAA
Messenger RNA from Abrus precatorius (Indian licorice), 1198 nucleotides. RefSeq names its product probable serine/threonine-protein kinase PBL2. The transcript is spliced from 6 exons. NCBI's taxonomy places the organism in Eukaryota, Viridiplantae, Streptophyta, Magnoliopsida, Fabales, Fabaceae. Gene Ontology annotation, biological process: protein phosphorylation. The record is from RefSeq and is a predicted model, not a curated record. Bases 65 to 1198 code for a protein of 377 amino acids. Gene Ontology annotation, molecular function: protein kinase activity; ATP binding.